UGUCAUAUCCAAUGCAUCAAAAACUGUUUAAACGCAUUUGCGUUUUCUGCCAUGUUUGAACUGGAUAUUUCAAGUAUGACACUGUCAAGAUGAGGAAAAGGUGUUACAACAUUUAAAUGACGAGAUAUUUAAAAGGAAAACAUAACAAGGAAAACAAAAAAGGGGUGUUGAAAAGCCACAGAUUUGACAAGGAAAUUAAACAAAUUGCAAAAAUUCUUCAACUUACUGGCUGUUGGAAUAUGGAACAAGAUUCUCUUUCCAUACUCAGGCGAUGGAUUGAUUAUAUAAAGGAAUUAAAAAGGGAAAAUGCUAGAAUAGAGACAAUAGAGAAAAGAAAUUUCCAGAUAGAUAAAUACUGCCAAGAAAUGAACAAACGGAUGGAGGUCUUGGAGAAGCAAUGGAAUCUCCUCUCGAAAGACGAAGAAACUAAGCAAGAAGGUCCUUGAGAGUUACCUUUCACAGUCACCUAAGAAAGCCUGUUAUUUCAGUUUCUUUAUUUCAUUAAAAAUGGAUUGAAACUUUACUUUUAA
This is a messenger RNA of Saccostrea cuccullata (small rock oyster), 530 nucleotides long. RefSeq lists its product as uncharacterized. Bases 117 to 446 code for a protein of 109 amino acids. NCBI's taxonomy places the organism in Eukaryota, Metazoa, Mollusca, Bivalvia, Ostreida, Ostreidae. The record is from RefSeq and is a predicted model, not a curated record. The transcript has 5 exons.